AUGACGGUCCACCUGCCACAAGAGAUGUCCAGCAACUGUGGCUCUACCACCAUCACAGAACCUCAGCCCUGGGGUCAGCAGAGUGGAGAAGAGAAAGUAGAUAAGAUGCUUCUCCACCCAGAAGACAUCCGUCCUGAGCUGAGAGAAGAUACACACGACCCCAGCUACCAGGAUGAGGAGGGGCCCCCUCCCAAGCUGCAGUACAUCUGGAGAAAGAUCAUCUUCAUGGCUCUGUUGCACUUGGGGGCCCUGUAUCAGGUCACACUGAUUCCCUCCUGCAAGGUCUACACCUGCCUCUUCGGAAUAUUCUACAGCGUAGUUGCUGGUUUGGGUAUCACAGCCGGGGCCCAUCGCCUGUGGAGCCACCGAACUUAUAAAGCACGCCUGCCGAGGGUCUUCCUCAUCAUUGCCAACACCAUGGCUUUCCAGAAUGACGUGUAUGAAUGGGUCCAAGAUCACCGCGUCCACCACAAGUUCACAGAAACACAUGCUGACCCUCAUAAUUCCCGGCGUGGCUUUUUCUUCUCUCACGUGGGCUGGCUGCUCGUGCGCAAACACCCGGCUGUCAAAGAGAAGGGCGGAAAACUGGACAUGUCUGACCUAAAAGCUGAGAAGCUGGUCAUGUUCCAGAGGAGCUGAUGUGUGGUCUCUCCCAAUAGGUACUAUAGGCCAGCUGUCCUGCUCAUCUGCGUCAUCCUGCCCACACUGGUUCCCUGGUACUUCUGGGGUGAAACUCUUCAGCACAGCUUAUACGUCACUACUUUCCUGUGGUAUGCUGUGAUACUCAAUUUCACCUGGCUGUUGAACAGUGCUGCCCAUCUCUAUGGAUAUCGGCCAUAUGACAGGAACAUUGGCGCCCGAGAGAAUGGCCUGAUUUCACUGGUAUCUUUGGGCGAGGGCUUCCACAACUACCAUCACACCUUCCCCUACGACUACUCUGCCAGUGAGUACCGCUGGUACAUCAACUUCACGACAUUCUUCAUUGACUGCAUGGCUGCCCUGGGCCUGGCUUACAACUGGAAGAAAGUGUCUAAGACCGCUGUCUUGGCCAGGAUUAAAAGAACUGGAGAUGGGAGCCACAAGAGUGGCUUCUGGACCUCUGUUCAGCUGGGCCAACAUUGA
This is a messenger RNA of Chionomys nivalis (European snow vole), 1122 nucleotides long. Its product is annotated as stearoyl-CoA desaturase 4-like. The record is from RefSeq and is a predicted model, not a curated record. Gene Ontology annotation, cellular component: endoplasmic reticulum membrane. Gene Ontology annotation, molecular function: stearoyl-CoA 9-desaturase activity; palmitoyl-CoA 9-desaturase activity; iron ion binding. Lineage: Eukaryota; Metazoa; Chordata; Mammalia; Rodentia; Cricetidae. Gene Ontology annotation, biological process: response to fatty acid; unsaturated fatty acid biosynthetic process.